CCCGCAAUCCUCCCUUGUUCAACUGAAAGACCCCGUUUCGCAAGACGCUUGGAGCAGACUACGUCACAUGCUAACUCGCAGCGGAAGAAGAAGGCCACCGCGGCGGCGGCCGCCGCCUCCUCCAAGCGGGAGAGGGAGAGGGAGCGGGAGCGGAACAAGGAGGCGAACGAGGUCACCGUGGAGCUCCGCACAGUGGGGUUCGGCAAGGAGGUGGUGCUGAAGCAGCGGCGGCGGAUGCGUCGGAGGCGCCGCCUGGGCGAGGAGGAGCGCGCGGCCAUCCUGCUCAUGGCGCUCUCCUCCGGCGUCGUGUACGCCUGA
This is a messenger RNA of Zea mays, 318 nucleotides long. RefSeq names its product GATA transcription factor 15. The annotation marks the transcript as partial. The record is from RefSeq and is a predicted model, not a curated record. NCBI's taxonomy places the organism in Eukaryota, Viridiplantae, Streptophyta, Magnoliopsida, Poales, Poaceae. The transcript has a single exon.